AUGAGUGAACAAUUAAAACUUGAUGUUGAAUUAUCUCAUCCAAAUGUGCCUAAUUGCCGUUUUAUUAAAGAUGAUAUUAAUAAUCCAAUUCGUAAAGAUAAACGAACACGUGUAACAUCCGAUGGUACUCAUCAUACUAUUAUUAUUGAUGGUGUUUUACCAGUUGGUGAUAGUGGUAUAUAUGAAUUUAUUGGUCCAAAUGAUUCAUUACGAUCGACAUGUAAAGUUACUGUACAAGGACCACCAAGUAAAAUAACUCAACCAUUAAAAGAUAUAACUUUACAAGAAAAUCAAAAUUUAACACUUGAAGCACGUGUUGAUAAUGAACAUGCACCAGUUACAUGGUUUAUUAAUGGGAAAGAAAUUCCAUCAACAGGUGAAACACCACAUAUAACAAUAAUGUCGAAAGGACGACGUCAUACAUUAGUUGUACAAAAAGUGAAUGCUAAACAAGAUGCUGGACAAUAUGAAAUACGUACACCAGAUGAUGCUAGUUCAUGUCAAGUUACAAUUGAAGAAAUCGGUGCACCACCAGCUGAUUUUACUAAGAAACUAUCAAAUAUUGAAACAGAAGAAUUUCAAACAAUUGAAUUAAAAUGUGAAACAAAUCGAGAUAAUAUUCCUAUUGAAUGGUUAAAAGAUAAUCAAUUAAUUGAAUCGAAUGAACAUUAUACAAUAGAAAAUAAUGGAAUUACUCAUACAUUAAUUAUUCAUGAUAUAUUAAUAAAUGAUCAAGGUUCAUAUACAUGUAAAAUUAAAUCAAAUGGAAAAAUAACACAAGCGACAGUUAAAGUUAAAGAAAUGCCAGCUGAUUUUGUUCAUAAAAUUGAAUCUAUCGAUGCCAUUACAGGUGAUACAGUCACAUUUGAAUGUCAAUUAAAUAAACCAAAUAUAAAAGUUAAAUGGUUAAAAGACAAUAAACCAUUAACAUCGAAUGAUCGUAUUCAACCAUCAGUUGAUACAGAUAAUGCUCAUAUCCAUUUAUUAACAUUAAAAACAAUUGAUUUAAAAGAUGCUGGUACAUAUACAUGUGCAAUUGAUCAACCACAAGGUAAAAAAUGUACAGCACCAUUAACAGUUAAAUCAAUAACAGUGAAAUUAAUUGAACCAUUAAAAGAUUCAACAUUUACUGAAAAUGAAAGUUUAGUGUUGAAAUUUACUGUCUCACAUGAUUUAAAACAAAUUCCAGUCAUAUGGAAAUUUAAUAAUAAAGUCAUUGAAGCUGAUAAUGAACGUACACAAAUUGAACAAGAUGGUAAAGCUUAUUUUCUAACAAUAAAACAAAUACAAUUAAAUGAACAUGGUUCAUAUUCAGCUGAAAUACCCAUACAUAAAAUAACAACAACAUCACAAGUUAAAAUUAAACCGGAAGAUAUACAAAUUGUUAAAGAAUUACAUAUUGUACCUGAUGAUAAACAUCCAGAUAAUAUUCUUCUUGAAAUACAAUUAAAUAAACCAUUAUCAACUGAUUUAAUACUAUUAAAAAAUGGUAAAAAACCAACAAAAACAAUUCCAUGUGAAAAUUUUAAUAAUGGAAUAUAUCAAUUUACAUUAGAAAAUGUUAAACCAGAAGAUUCAGGUUUAUAUGAAGUUGUCAUUCGACCAAAUCUUAAAAGUUCAGUACAAGUUGAUAUUAAACCAAAAGAAGAUAAACAAGAAGAUUUAGAUUUUCUCGUACCAUUAAAAGAUAAAAUUGAAAUCAAUGAAAAUGAACCAAUUCAUCUUGAAGCUAAAUUAAAUCGUAAACCUGAUUCACCAAGUGAUAUUGUUUGGUUACGUAAUGGUAAACCUAUUCCAUCGUCGGUAAAAACAUCGAUCGAUGCAGAUUUUACAGUCACAUUAGAUAUUCCAGAAGGUAAUAUUGAGAAUGAUAGUGGUAAAUAUACUCUUAAAUUACCAAAUAAUAAACAAUGUUCAACACAAGUUAAUAUUCUAAAGAAAAUAACACAAAAAGAUAAAAAUGAAAUAAUUCAACCAUUACAUAUUAUUCUUGAUGAUAAUCAAGACAAAUUAAAAUUGAAUGAAAAAGUUACAUUAAGAUGUAAAACAUCAUUACCAGUUAAAGAAGUUGAAUGGUAUAAAGGUUCACGAAAGAUUUCAACACGUCGUGCAACUGUUUUAAGUACAGAAAAUUCAACACAACAUGAUUUAAUAAUAACAAAAUUAGAAGCUGAUGAUCUUGGACAAUAUCGUAUUGUACUUGAUACAAAUCUUGAAUCAUCGGUUGAUUUAGAUAUUCCACAAGAACUUAGUCCAAUUUAUAUUCAAGGUAAACCAAUUGAAGGUGAAACAAUAACACUAAUAUGUGAAACAACACUUCCACCUAAACAAAUUCAAUGGUCACCAAUUGUUGAUCGUAAACGUUAUGAUCAACAAGAUUUAGUAUUAAAAAUAAAAAAUUUAAAUCCGGAACAAGAUGCUAAAGUAUUUACAAUAGUUGUUGAUGGACAAAAACAAUCUUAUGAAUUAAUUAUUGAACCAUUACCAUAUAAAUUUCAAGGAGCAACAAUUGAAAUAAAUCCAAAAUUACCUAAAGAAGAUGAUAAUGUAACAUGUACAGUUACAUUAAAUAAACCAUUAAAAGAUCAAAGUGUUGAAUGGUAUUUAAAUGAUCAAUUAAUUGCUCCAAAUGAUCGUUUUGUUUUAUCAACAGAUGGACCACGUGCGAUAUUAACAAUUAAAAAAGUUCGUCCUGAAGAUGCUGGACAAUUAGAAUGUCGUAUACCAGCAACAAAUGAAAAAUUGACAGCAGAAUUAAAAGUUAAAGAAAAACCAUUAACGAUAUUAAAACCAUUAAAUUCUGAUAAAGAUAAACCAAUUGAAGGUGAUGAUGUAACAUUAUCAUGUCAAUUUUCACGAAAACCAAAACAAAUUGAAGUAUAUAAAGAUGGUAAAAUAGUUGAACUUGAUCAACAAUUAAAUGAUAUUGAUGCAACAUUUACAAUACGUUUACCAAAAACAAAACCAACUGACAAAGGAAAAUAUACAGUUACUGGUGAUGGAGUUGAAACAUCUUAUACAUUAAGAUUAGCACCAAAUCCAAUUAAAUUUCUUAAACAAUUAAAAUGGGAUAAAGAAUCACCAUAUGAAAAUGAAACUGUUCAAGCAACAUUUACACUUAGUCGAUUACCAGAUAAACCAAUGCAAUGGUAUAAAGGUAAAAUUGCUCUUCCAUUGGAAUCGACACCUAAAUAUGAAUAUACACAAAUUGAUUGUACAUUUACAUUAACAAUACCUUCAGUUGAAUUAAAAGAUGCUGAUACAUAUAGUGUUAAACUUCCUGAUGAAACACAAUCAUCAGCUCGUCUUAAAGUUCUUGAAACACCUGUUCAAAUUCUUGUACCAUUAACACUUGAACCAAAUGAACCAAUACUUGGUAAUGAAUUUACAUUAUCUAUAACAUUAAGUCAUGAUGUUAAAAACAAUGCUAAAUGGACAAAAGCUGGUAAAGAUUUAACAGCUAAACGUGAUACAAGAAUUACAUUUCAACAAGAACCUGAUGUUGAUAAUCAUGGUAUUAAAUAUUCCAUGACAGUGAAAAAUUCAAAACCAGAAGAUGAAGGUACAUAUCGUUUUGAAGUUGAAUCAAGUAAAAUUAGUGAAUCAAAAAUUGUUAAAUUAAUUGAACCAAAAAUUCUUAUUGUUAAAUGUGAUGAAACAUUGAACGGUAAAAUAGGUUCAUCAAUAACAUUAACAUGUGAAUUAAAUAUUCCACAAGGACAUGUUGUUUGGUAUCAUGAUGGAAUUAAAUUAACAUCAUCAGAUGCAACACCAUUAAAAUCAACUGGUUUAGUUGUUAAAAAUACUGACUGUGUACGAACAUUAACAAUAAAUUCAUUGAAAAAAGAUGAUUUUGGUUCAUAUAUAGUUAAAACAAAAGAUGAUAAACGUGAAAUACAAGUUAUACAAGCAACAGAUGAUGAUCAAUUAAAAGUACUUGAACAUCCACCAAAAGUACUUGAUCUUGAUCAAAAUGAUCAAUUAAUACUUACAAUUGUUACAAAUCGUAAAUGUUCAAUUGAAUUCACUAGAGAUGGUAAACCAUUACAAACAAUAGAAAAAUUUGAUAAAGAUAAAUCAAAAUAUUCAGUUACAUUUACUAUUGAUAAAGUUGAUUUUAAAGAUGAAGGUAUAUAUAAAUCAAAUAUAUCAGGUACAAAAUAUGAAUAUCAAACAGAAGUAAUGGUACAUGAUCCAUAUAAACGACAAAAAACUGAUGUUUUAGAAUCUGAAUUACCAUUAUUAUUUAUUAAAAAAUUAGAAGAUAUUAAAGUCAAUGAAGGUGAUGAAGUUAUACUUGAUUGUCAAGUUAAUCGUCAACCUAAAACAAAACCAACAUGGUAUCGAAAUGAAAAAGAACUUAUAAUUAAUGAUAAUAUUGAAAUUAUUCAAACAGAAGAUAAUCAUAUACAAUUAAAAAUACGUAAAACAUCAAUAGAUGAUCAUGCGGAAUAUACACUUAAUGUUGAAAAUCUUCGAGGACAUGCAUUUGUUGAUGUGUUGAGUGAUCGUGUUCGUUUUACUCAAAAAUUAUUUGAUACCGUUAUUAAAGUUGGUAAUCCAAUUGUUCUUGAAUGUAAAUUAUCUAAACCUGAUACACCAAUAACAUGGAAAUGUGAUGAUCAACCACUUGAUAGUAAACUCUGUAGUAUUGAUGGUCAUUUACAUACACUUCGUAUUCCAUCUGCUGAAUUGAAACAUAGUGGAAAAUAUUCUGCACAUUAUAAUGAUGAAAUCAAUACAUCAUGUACAGUAUCUGUUCAAACUGAACCUGUUUUUGCUCGUGAAUUAAUACCUGAAAUAACACUUAAAGUUGGUACAAAUCUUUUGCUUGAUGUUGCAACAACACGUCCAAAUAAAACAGUUCGAUGGUAUCGCAAUGGAACAUUAAUAGCUAAAACAGGUGAUACACGUCAUCGUUUUGCUGAUGAUAAAUAUGAUCAUUCAUUAAAACUUUCGAAAGUAACACAAGAAGAUGAUAAUGAUAUAUUAUAUGAAUGUGAAUGUGAUAAUGUUCGAACAAAAUGUCGUGUUUAUGUUCAAGUUGAACCAUUAGUCUUCUUUAAAGAUCUUAAAGAUAUUAAAUAUGAAUUAAGUGAUUGUCUUACAUUUAUUGUACGAAUGAAUAAACGUCCAUCAAAUGAUGCACAUUGGUUACACAAUGGACAACCAAUUGAAGUAUCAAAUCGUAUACAAAUUUCAUAUGAUGAUAAAGAACGUGAAGCUAAAUUAAUUAUUAAUGAUGCUAAUGAAAAUGAUCAAGGAAAAUAUAUGUAUGAUGCUAUUGAAGCACGUACAAGUUGUACAGCGGAUAUAAAAUUAAUUAAAAUUGAAUUUGUACAAGAAUUAAGAAAUCGUUCGGUUAAACAAGAUCAACCUGUACAAUUUGAAUGUGAAUUAAAUAAACCUGCAACAAAAGUUGUUUGGUUAUUAAAUGGACAAGUUAUAAAUGAUGAUGAUUCAAGAUUUGAAUUAACAGCAUCAUUAGGAAGAAAGAAACAUGUAUUAAAAAUUAAACAAACAUUAUUAUUCGAUGCUGGAAAUAUAACUGUUAAAAUUGAUGAUCAAAUUGAAUCAACUGCAACACUUGAAGUUAAAGGAAUACCAAUUGAAUUUAUUAAAAAUUUAACAGGUGCAAGAGUGAAUGAAAAUGAUACGGUCAAUUUUAUUUGUGAAUUAAAUAAACCAAAUAUUCAUGUUAAAUGGUUUCAUGAAGGAGAACCAAUUUCAAAUGAUGAACAUUACGAAAUUCGUAGUAAAGGAGCUAUACAUACAUUAAUCAUUCCUAAAGCUGCUUGGAAUGAUGGUGGAGAAUAUAAAUGUGUAGCUGAUGGUGGUGCAAAAACAAGUGCAUCAUUAGCUAUUAAAACUACACCUGUAACAUUUACAAAACUUCUUGAAGAAUGUGUGCGUAAUUUUGGUGAAUCUGUUGAAUUUACUUGUGAAACAUCGAAACCAUGUCGUGUAGAAUGGUUUGUUGGUGAUAAACGUCUUUCACCAUCACAAAUUGAUAUCCAAUCAAUUGAUAAUAAACAUACACUUCGUAUACCUAAAGUUAAAUUAACAGAUAAAGGAUGGUAUAAAUGUACUGUCCAAGAAGAAUUUACUGAAGCAAAAUUAACUGUUAUUGAUAUACCUGUUGAAUUAAUUGAACCAUUAACUGAUGUUAAUGUACAAGAAAAUGAAAAUGCCACAUUAGUUUGUCAAUUAUCUAAACCUGAUAUGGAUGUUAUUUGGUAUCAUAAUGAUCGACGAAUAUUUUUUACACCACAAUCACGUAUACGUGCUAAACAAAUUGAUUGUUACUAUAAAUUAUUAUUAGAUGAUAUUGAAUAUGAUGAUCAAGGUUUAUAUGAAAUGCGUUGUGAACAUAUAAAAACAUCAUGUCAUUUAAAAGUUAAAAAAAUUGAAACAACAUUUAUUGAUCAAUUAAAAAAUUUACAUGUUAAAGAAGGGAACACAGCACGUUUUCAAUGUCGUUUAUCAAAAUUAAGUUCUAAUGUUCAAUGGUUUAAAGAUGGUGUAAGAAUCUUACCAAGUGAUCGUGUUGUUUAUUCAAUCAAAGGUGAUCAAUUAACAUUAACUAUUCAUAAUACACAAAUUGAAGAUGAAGGAAAUUAUCGUUGUAUGAUUGAUAAUCAACAUACAGAUGCAACAUUAACUGUUGAACCAUUACCAGCUGUUUUCAUUAAAUAUUUACCUAAAACAUGGACUGUCUAUGGUGAUGAACCAUUUGAAUUAUCAUGUCAAAUAUCAAAACCAAAUGUUCGUGUUAUUUGGUUAAGAGAUGGUAUACCAAUCGGUGAUCAAGGUGAAGCAAAAAAUGAAGGUUUACGAUAUAGUCUUUAUAUUCCACAUAAUAUUCAAGCUGGUUUAUAUACAAUUCGUAUUGAUGAUGGUCAUGGACAAGAAAGUAAUUGUCAAUUAACAGUUGAAGAUUAUGCUGCAAAUGAACGAAAGAAACCACGUAUUAUUCGUGCACUUGAAGAUUUAAAUUUACAUGAAGGUGAUUCACUUGAUUUAAAUUGUCAAUUUGAAGGUGAAGAUGUUGAAGCAACAUGGUUUUUUAAUAGUGUUAUGUUACGUUCAAAUGUAUUUACAACAAUUAAUUUUAAAUCCAAUGAAUCAGCACAAUUAAAUAUGAAAGAAGUUUAUCUUGAAGAUGCUGGUUUAUAUAAAUUACGUUUGAAAAAUAAAUAUGGUGAAGUAUCAACAUCAUGUACAGUAUCUGUACGUCAACGUGAAUCAUUAACAGAUCAACGAAAUAAUGAACAUUUACCACCAAAAUUUAUUCAACCAAUCUCGGAUGUUUAUGUACAUCAAGGACAAGAAGCAAAUUUUCGUGCAAUUAUAUCUGGUCAACCAUCACCGAAAGUAACUUGGUAUUGUAAUUAUAAAAAAAUUGCUAAUAAUGAAAAAUAUCGUGUUACUCAAGAUAAAGAUAUAUAUGUAUUAGCUAUUUUACAAGUUAAUGAAAAUGAUGAAUGUGAAUAUACAUGUAAAGCUGAAAAUUCAGCUGGUGAUAAAACUUGUUCAGCUAAUUUACAUCUUAUUGAAACACCAGCUGGUUCAAAACCAUUAACAAGUGAAGAUAUAGCUCCAUCAUUUAUUCGUAAACUUCGAAAUUGUACAGUUAUUGAAGGACAACGUGCUAAAUUUGAUUGUUUUAUACAUGGUGAACCAAAUCCAACAGUACGUUGGUUACAUAAUGGUUUAUUAUUAGAUACUGAAGCAAAUAAAGAUAAAUAUUCAUCUCAAAUGCAAUCAAAUGGUAAAGUUAUAUUAACAAUUGAAGAUUGUUUACAAGAAGAUGCAGGAGAAAUAACAAUUAUUGUUGAAAAUCGUGCUGGUUCAACGCAAUGUUCAGCUGAAUUAACUGUUGAACCUCAUCAUGAAUCAAGUCGGUUAAAACGUCGUGUAAGUUUUGAUGUACCAGAUUUAUCAUCUAAAACAAGUAAACAAGGCUCAUUACCAUUACCACCAUCAAGAUUAUUAUUAACACCACAUACAAAAACAAGUUUAAAUCUAAGUUGGGAUCAUUCACCAUCACAUAAUCGAACACAACCAUGUACUUAUAUUGUUGAAUUAAGAGAUCCAAGAACUUAUUCUUGGUCAACAUAUGUAUCGUCAUUAGCAGAUACAAGUGUUCAAUUACUUUCUCUUAAUUUAAAUCAUAUUUAUGCUAUACGAGUACGUGCUGAAAAUGCAUUUGGUGUUAGUGAUCCAUCACAACCUGUUACAAGUCGUCUUUUAACUCGAACUGAUGAACGACAUAAAGAAGAUGAAGAACCCAUUAGUAAAACAAGACGAUUACCAAGUUCAACACUUGGCGAUUAUGGUACUCGACCAUCAUUACAAGUAGAUGGUCCUGAUAUUCAAUAUUUUCUUGAGGGUCAAAAUGUUCGUAUAACAAUGCUCCUUGUUGGUUAUCCAGUACCUGAUAUAAUUUGGUAUCAUGAUGGUGAAAAAAUAUCUUCUAAUGAUACACGUAUUAAAGCAUUUACUGAUCGUCGUGGUUAUGCUUAUCUUUCAAUUGAAUCCGCAUUAGCAUCUGAUGAAGGUGCAUAUGAAAUAGUUGCAGAAAAUAAAUAUGGUGCAGCUCGUCAUACAGUUUAUUUAUAUCUUGCUGAUCCGCCUGUAUUUCUUGAACCAUUACGAGAUGCACGUUGUCGUACACAAGAUACACUUCGUCUUGAAUGUAAAGUUGAUGGUAUACCAUAUCCUGAAGUACGUUUUUAUAAAGAUUGGCGUUUAUUAACUGAUUCAUAUCGUACACGUAUACGACAUAUUGAACCUGAUAUUUGGCAAUUAACAAUCUAUGGUGUUAUUGAAAAAGAUACUGGUUUAUAUACAUGUACAGCUAAGAAUAUUGCUGGUGCAACAUUAUCAUCAGCAAAUGUUAGUGUUGAAGAUAAUCUUUUAAGUAUUCCAAGACCAGAUUUAGAAAGAUCAAUAGUAACAUUUAAAAAGAAAAGAUUUGAUGAAGAUUAUGAUAUACUUGAAAGAAUUGAACAUGGACCUAUUUCAUCUGUAUAUAGAGUUAUUGAGAGAAGAACAGCAAAAGAACGUAUUGCGAAAGUUGUUCAUAAUCCAAAAUAUUUUGAUUGGUUAAGACGUGAAAUGGAUAUUUUAUCACAUUUAUAUGACUCAAAUAUUCCACGUUUACAUGAUGCUUAUGAAACAGAUAAAAUGCUUGCAAUUGUACUUGAUAAUAUUCCUGGAAAUAAUCUUCUUGAUAAUCUUCUAUAUCGUCGAACAUAUACAGAACAUGAUGUUUCUUUAAUUAUCCGUAAUCUUGUUGAUACUCUUAAACAUUUGCAUUCCAGAAAUAUUGCUCAUCUUGAUAUAAAACCCGAUAAUGUUUAUAUUGAUGAUCGACAUGAUCCAAUACGUGUACAAUUAUUAGGUUUUACCAAUGCACGUCAUUUAACAGGAACAACAAAUGUUUAUUCUGAUUAUGGUACACCAGAAUAUGUUGCACCUGAAAUAAUUCAUCGACAACCAGUUUCACUCAAUACGGAUAUGUGGAAUAUUGGUAUACUUACUUAUCUAUUACUUGGUGGUCAAACUCCAUUUAGUGGUACAAAUGAUUUUGAAACAUUACAAAAUAUUCGUAAUGGUCAUUGGACAUUUGGUGAUCGUUUUUCAAAUAUAUCACCGGAUGCAAAAGAUUUUAUUUCACGUUUACUUAUAUCUGAUCAACAAAAUCGUUUAACAUCUGAACAAGCAUUAAAUCAUCCAUGGCUUAAAUAUGCUUUACAACAAAUUGAUAAAGUUCCACUUUCAUCGGAUCGUUUACAAGGAGCUUAUUCAAGACAACUUUAUGAUCGUGAACAUCGACGUACAUCAACAAGACCAUUACCAACAAUUAGUGAUAUUGCUUCGAUGAAAGGUGAUAUUGGAAGUUAUAAUGAUGAAAAAGAAAGAACUUAUGAUGAUAAAUAUAUUCGUGCCAGAGCUAGACGAAUGUCAAGAGAAGUAUCAAUUGAUGAUCAUGAUCAUGGAAUUCAUCAUCAUCAAUCAAUUAUUGAAGAUGAAAAUUUAACACCUGGUUCUUAUCUUCUUCCAGUACAUGAUGUUGAUUUUGCUAUUCGUAUGCGUGGUUAUCGUCGAUCAAGUUAUCAAAAUCGUUAUACAUCAACUGAUUAUCUAUAUGCACCACCAGUUGCUCCAGUUGAACGUUUACUUGCUCGUGAUACAGUUAAAGAACGUCUUCAUGUCGAUGCUCAAGGACGACGUGUUCGAGGAUGUUCUGCCGUACCUCAUAGUGGUUGUUCAGCAUCACGUGAACUUAGUGUUCAACCAGGUGGUACACGAGGUAUAUCAGCAACACCAUCAUUUUAUGCACCAUAUGGACGAACAAGUGAAUCACCAGCACAUGGUUAUGGUUUAACAGCUAAAUAUGGAAGUAUAUCACGUUUAUCACCACAUCCUAUUGGUUCAAUAGCAGCAGGACAUGCACCAAGUAUUCCAAGAGAAUUUCAAGCACAAGGUUUUACACAACAAGAACAACGUACAUCGAGAGGAGGAGGUUAUGCUGCUGUUUUUAAAGAAAAAUUAGUUGAUACAUCAUUUUUAAUUGGUGGUACUGUUAUAUUAAGAUGUAAAGUUCAAGGAAGUCCAUUUCCACGUAUAUUUUGGUAUCGAAAUGAUGAAUUUAUUAUUGAAGAUGAUCGUAUACAAUUUGCUCAAGGUGAAGAUGGUCUUUGUACAUUAACAAUUACACAUUGUAAAGCAAGUGAUAUUGGUAUAUAUCGUUGUGUUGCAAGAAAUCUAUAUGGUGAUGCUUCAUGUAAAGCACGAUUAUUAAUUGGAGAUGUUCCUGAUCGACCACAACGUCCAAUUGUAAUUGAUGUCUCAUCCAAUCAAGCUUAUCUUGCCUGGAGUUCACCAUUAUAUGAUGGUAAUAAUGAAAUAAAUGGUUUCCGUGUUGAUUAUAAAGCACGUGAAGAUCUUAAAUGGACACAAUCAACAUUUACAAUUGAAGAAUCCGCAUUAAUAAGUGAUUUAAAACCAUCAACACAUUAUCGUUUUCGUGUAUCAUGUAUAAAUCGUAUGGGUAUAUCAGCAUAUUCAUGGGCAUCCGAAGAAAUUCGUACACUUGAUGAAAAUACUGAAAAUAAUUUAUUAUUAGCAAAAAUGGAUCGUUCAUCAACAUAUCGUUUACUUGAACAUCAACAUCGUUUAGAUGAAAAAUCUUCCAUUUCAAUUGAUAAUGUUUUACAUGAUUAUGAUAAACAAGAUAAAUUUAAAAGUUUAGGUGAAAAUACAGUCUUAAAACGUGAUCAAAAUCCAUGGGAUUUAUAUAAAUUAAUUGAUGAAUUAAGUAGUUAUGGUCGUACAUGUGUAAUACGUUGUUCGGAACGUGCAACAGAUAGUAUACGUAUUAUAAAAAUAACUGAUAAACAAGAUAAUGAAACAGAAGAAUUUAAUUUAUUAAAUCUUAUAUCACAUGAACAUAUAAUAACAAUGUUAGAUGCAUUUAUAUGGAAACAUUCAUUUAUAUUAGUUACAAAUGAUUAUAUUGAAUUAUGUGAUUGGAUUUGUUUAAGACAUAAAUAUAAUGAAGAAUUAGUUGUUAAAAUCUUACGACAAAUAUUAAAUGCAAUACAUUAUUUACAUUUUCAUGGUAUUAUACAUUUAAAUAUCAAUCCAUCAAGUGUUGUUAAUGAAAAUCGUCUUGCUGUACAUAUUAAAUUAACGGAUUUUAGUUGUGCACAACAAAUAGCAACUAUUGAUGGACAUAAUAUCAAUAAAGAAAAUAUACAACCAAAUAAAGAAUAUACAGCACCUGAAGUACUUCAAGAUGAACCAUGUGGUGUUCAAGCUGAUGUAUGGAGUAUUGGAGCAUUAACAGCGACGCUUUUAAGUGGAUUUUCACCGUUUGUUGGUGAGAAUAAUGAAGAAAUAAUUCAAAAUGUGACGUUUGUACGAUGGGAUACAAAUGAAUUUUAUGAUGAUGUAACACAAGAAGCUGUUAUUUUUGUACAACAGUGUCUUAAAAAAUCACCCAAAAAUCGUUUAACUAUUCCGGCUUGUAUUGAACAUAAAUGGCUUUCACUAGCAAGUGGAGCAACCAAUCGUCGUGAAAAUGCCAUAUUUUUAACUGAAAAACUUCGAAGAUUUGCACAUGAUUUUCGACAACGUUGUCGAUCACAUACCGAAAUACAACAAGACACAAUUAUUGAAAUAUCAAAACGAUAA
Molecule: messenger RNA, 12204 nt
Organism: Adineta steineri
Lineage: Eukaryota; Metazoa; Rotifera; Eurotatoria; Adinetida; Adinetidae
Source: the annotation of a GenBank genome assembly